Messenger RNA from Telopea speciosissima, 1848 nucleotides. Its product is annotated as probable methyltransferase At1g29790. The coding region runs from base 276 to 1694 and encodes 472 amino acids. Gene Ontology annotation, molecular function: methyltransferase activity. The record is from RefSeq and is a predicted model, not a curated record. The transcript has a single exon. Lineage: Eukaryota; Viridiplantae; Streptophyta; Magnoliopsida; Proteales; Proteaceae.
AUUUGCAUAAAUGGUAAGUCGCAACCUUCCCAAGUUCUUCCUCUUCCCCCCGCCCCCCCCUGAAACUUUGGUAUUGGAAGCGUUCUUCCCCAUCUCUAGUUUGCUUCACAAUGAAUACACCUUUCUACUGCUUCUCUUAUCCUUCUCUAGUACUUUGUUGGGUACCCGAUAAAAGAUUUUGGAUCGGCUUCAUGGUUUGUCUCGAGUUGUUCUUACCGACUUGAUUUCUGCAAGUGAUACUGGUUAUGUCCUUCACUUAGCAACGAGAUCAAAAGAUGCGGAGCUCAAAUCUCUUUUUGAAGUUUGGAGCAUGGAGAGGGAUACACAGGGUUAUCUUCAUAGUGGGUUUACUUGCUCUUCUCCUCAGUGUUAGCUCCUUGUCCAACUUCUACUCUCUCACCUCAAUUCUUAACCCUGAUAAUUUCUGUAAGCAUAUGAACCCUGUGGAUCAAGACAGAAACAGAAACGAAACAAGCAAAACUUUAGAGACGGUGAUCCAGAAGAUUCAUGAAGAAAUGAGACACAUAAGAGAAUCACCGGCGGAGUCCUCUGUGGUGAGACACAGUGCUUUCCUUGGAGACAUUUUGGGUUUGCUAGAGUCUGUGCAGGCAUCUCUGUCGUCGAUUGAAGGAACCCAUCAGACACAGAAUGGAAUCGGUGCUGCCCAUCCUCUGUUCAGGCCCUCGCAACAAUCUGAUGAGCCCGGCAAUUACUUUCUGGUGGAAGAGAUUAGAAAGUAUGUGAAGAUGAAGCCCAAUCGAUUAGGCAAACAAAACUUCAUGGGAGCAAAUGGGACCUUCACCAGCAUCGGUCAUGCCUGUUUCUCCAUGAAAGCAGAGCUCCAAGAGUACAUGGAUUACGAUGUGGGGGACAUUUGCAAUGACGAUUGGAAGCUCGCUCAAAAGCUCAUUGUUCAUGGGUGCGAUCCAUUGCCCAGGAGGAGGUGUUUGUCAAUAGCUCCAAAGCUGUACAGAAAGCCCUUCCCCAUUAAUGAAUCUAUGUGGAAGCUCCCUGACGAUCGAAAUGUUCGAUGGAGUCAGUACAGAUGCAAAAACUUCAGUUGCCUGGCUAAGAAGAACACGAAGAAGGGGUUUUUCAAGUGUGCAGAUUGCUUUAAUCUAGUGGAUCAUGAGAUGCCCAGAUGGAUUAAACCUGUCAAUGUUAAUCCAAUUUCAAAUCUAACUGCCGAUUUCCUUAUACCUGAAGUAUUGGGUAUCAAGCCCGGGGAGAUCAGGAUUGGACUGGAUUUCAGCAUUGGUACUGGAACUUUUGCAGCUCGGAUGAGAGAGUUCAAUGUCACUAUAGUCUCGGCGACCAUUAAUCUAGGGGCUCCCUUCAAUGAGAUGAUUGCCCUGCGAGGGCUCAUCCCUCUCUACUUGACCAUAAACCAAAGGCUCCCAUUCUUUGACAACACUCUUGACCUUAUCCACACAACAAGAUUUCUUGAUGGUUGGAUCGAUUUUCUGCUAUUGGACUUCGUCUUGUAUGAUUGGGAUCGUGUUCUGAGACCGGGUGGUCUGCUUUGGAUUGAUGACUUCUUCUGUUUGAAAGAGGAUUUGAAUGAUUUUUUGGAGUCAUUUAAGAUGAUAAGGUACAAGAAGCAUAAAUGGGUGAUUGUGCCAAAGCUUGAUAAAGAUGACAGAGAGGUCUUCUUUUCUGCAAUUCUAGAGAAGCCACUUAGGCCAUUCCGAUGACCACAUCAGAAUAAUACUUCAAUUCUGUAAACUUUUCAUAUAUUACCAUUGUUUAAUAGCUCCACUCUUGUAUUCACUUCUCUUUUAGAAAAAUUUGUUCCUUCAGAAAGGAACCCCCAUGAAAUGGAGAGUUUUGAAAGGCUUAAUAGUUGAA